Messenger RNA from Solea solea (common sole), 2489 nucleotides. RefSeq names its product G protein-coupled receptor 183a (gene gpr183a). Lineage: Eukaryota; Metazoa; Chordata; Actinopteri; Pleuronectiformes; Soleidae. Gene Ontology annotation, biological process: G protein-coupled receptor signaling pathway. The record is from RefSeq and is a predicted model, not a curated record. Gene Ontology annotation, molecular function: G protein-coupled receptor activity; oxysterol binding. Gene Ontology annotation, cellular component: membrane. The coding region runs from base 228 to 1358 and encodes 376 amino acids. The transcript is spliced from 2 exons.
CACUAUGGUUACUGGCAGCAGAUUCGGAUCUUGAUUUCUGUAUGUUAUGCUGCGCUCAGUCAGUGCAGUGUGCCAGUCGUCCCGCUAACUCAGCUCCUAGAGAUGAAAUAAACUACACAACAAGUUUAGAUAUUUCACUCUGGAUGAAUUUGGUUUCAUUAAAUCUGUGGGAGAAAAAAAGCAAAACAUUUCUCCAUCUGUAAGUAACUGGUUCCUGAAAUAUCAAGAUGGAUUCCACCGCUGUUCCUAUGACCUUCACCUACUUACCCACCAACAAUGGCUCGAAGUGCAACACCCUGUACGCCCACCGGGACUAUGCCAGAGUCCUCAUGCCUAUUUUUUAUUGCACUGUGUUUGUUGUGGGGCUGCUGGGGAACUGUCUGGCCCUCCACGUCAUCCGUCCCAAUCUGAAGAAAAUGAACUCCACCACCUUAUAUUCCCUCAACCUGGUGGUCUCUGACAUCCUGUUCGCCUUGUCUCUGCCUCUGAGGAUUGUCUACUAUGCUCUGGGUUUCCACUGGCCUCUGCCUGAGGCGCUGUGUAAAAUCUCGGGCUUUUUCUUCUAUAUCAACACGUAUGCAGGCGUCAAUUUCAUGACCUGCCUCAGUAUAGACCGCUUCAUCGCCGUGGUCCUGCCUCUGCGCUUUGCCCGCCUCAGGAAAGUCAGCAACGUGCGUUACAUUUGUGUUGGCGUUUGGCUGCUGGUCCUGGCACAGACCGUCCCCCUCCUCGGCAUGCAGUUGACCCAGGUGGAAGACGACGGCUUUGUCACCUGUAUGGAAUACCCAACCUUUGAGAAGAUUGACCACAUCGCCACCACACUGAUUGGCGCUGUCUUCGUGGGUUAUGUCACGCCUGUGAUCACCAUCCUGGUGUGCUACUCUGUCCUGUGCUCUAAGCUUUACUUAACAGCAAAGACCAACCAUCUGACAGAAAAGUCUGGACGCAGCCGCAAGGUCAUCGGUGUGAUCUGCUGUGUGUCCCUGGUGUUUGUUGUCUGUUUCAGCCCCUAUCACAUCAACAUCCUGCAGUACAUGAUUCGCAAGCUGGCGUCAAGCCCGAGCUGCGCUGACCUCACAGCGUUUCAGGUGUCGCUGCAUAUCACAGUCUGUCUGAUGAACCUCAACACCUGCCUGGAUCCAUUCAUUUACUUCUUUGCCUGUAAGGGCUACAAGAGGAAACUGAAGAAGCUUCUGAAGCUGCAGGUCAGUGUGUCCUUCUCCAGUGCAGUGAGAACAUCACCUGAAGGCUCCUCAAAGGAUUUUCUUGAGUCCAACAAGAUCCACCUCAACGGCUCUACUCCAGUCGCAACCAGUGAGAGACUCACAGAACGGCACCAUGAGUUACAAAGGAUGUGAGAAAGCUUGUAAUCAAAUGUAAUCUGGACACAAUCUGAAAUGAAGUGGAUUCAUUCAUUGUGGACUCCCAUGCAGCCACCUUGCAUCUGCACCAACCGUAUUAGACCACAUUAGUUUACAUUAAGGAAAUACAUCAACACAACUUUAAUAUGGAAAAUACAGAACCACUUUUUGCUGCUUUCUUGAAAAAAAUAAGGCACGCUCGUUUCCUGGCUGUAACCUGAUGAAGCAGAGCACAAAGAGGCGCUCUGUGAACGUGGACAAUGACCUGAUAAAGAGCUGAAAUAGACAACGGUGAACACCUACAAGUUCAUGCAUGACCAAAAUGAACGCUGCUAGGACUGAGUGCACUGCCAUGUUGACCCAUUUGUAAAAGGCCCAAAAAGCAACAUAUUUAUGUAAAAAAAAAGAAAAAAAAAGUGAACUGAAUAUUUGCAAUCAGACCUCACAACUGCCUGACCUCCUCCCACAAUGUUAUGUUUUAGGAACCACGUUGUUUACAGUGCGUAACAUACUGUUUGAGAUUUGAUUGUUAUCUCUGUCUUACUGUCUCGGCUGCUUAACUAUAUUAUGUAAUUGCUGGUGGAUGGAGCUGUUUUUGUUGUUUUAUGAUAAUAAGGGCAUUCAACCUUCCAUUUUAGGUCAGUUAAUGUUACAACAGUGCAGUGUUAAAAUCAGUUAUCAUUUCAUUUGUUCACAGCGCUGAAAGCGAUGAUGUUGUUCAUAUGUUCUAUUUGUACAAAUUUACACUUUCUGUGUCUUGUUAGAUUUAUAAGUUUGGUUUUAAUGCCCUGUUGUGUAUGUAUGUGUGUGUACAUCAUGACCAAACAUGUGAUAAUCGUCCAAAGAAAAACAAACAAAAGACAUGAUGAUACAUAACAUGUUAGGAAAUGCACAAUGUUGAAAGAAAGACUGCAGUAAAAAGAAUGAAGCAAUGCAGUUUUCUGUUUUCUGUGACCUUCCCUCUGAACUCCCAUCACAAACAAUUUAUACAAUUCAUAUUACAUUUUCAGGGAAAGAUAAGGAUAAUAUAAAUUAGAAAUUGAAUUAGCCACUGUAAGUUCAGCUGUUUAUAUAUUUUGUAAAUAGUUCAUAAUGUUGUUGGUUUUUUUUUGCCAUCUUUGUUCUAAA